Mesitornis unicolor (brown roatelo) is the source of this 1062-nucleotide messenger RNA. RefSeq names its product potassium channel tetramerization domain containing 18 (gene KCTD18). The record is from RefSeq and is a predicted model, not a curated record. NCBI's taxonomy places the organism in Eukaryota, Metazoa, Chordata, Aves, Mesitornithiformes, Mesitornithidae.
AGAGGUCAUGAAAGGGGACUUCCGGUUUCUGUGGAGGACUUUUCAAUAUGGCGCCUGGCUAUAGAGGCGAUGGUUUACCUUAAUGGAGCAUGUUUAAUUGAUCCAGAUGGAAGCCUGUUUAAAUAUCUUUUGGAUUAUCUUCAUGGAGACGUUCAGAAUCCUGAAGAUGCACACCUUUGGGUUGCGCUGCAGGAGGAAGCAGAUUAUUUUGGCAUCCCUUAUCCAUAGUCUGACCAUUUGGCCAAUGAAAUGGAGACAUAUUCUUUAAGGUCAAACACAGAGCUUAAAAAGGCUUUGUUAGAUUUUUGUGAUUCUUACAGUUUAGUUUGUACCAAGCCUACUGUUUGGGUCCUGCACUAUCUCAUCACUUCUGGAGCAAGCUGUGAAAGUAAAAUUACUGGUGUGUAGGCCACGAGAGUUGAUGGGACUGAUGCCAUUAAUAAGGACCUAGGGACGAAAAUUCGUAGUAAAAGCAUUUACAAAAGAAAAGCUGGAAAUAAUGUCCAAUACAUCUGGAGUUAUUACUCAGUAGCUGAGUUCAAAAAGAUGAUGAAUGCUUUUGAUGCCUGGGAAGGGAGAGGUGUCAGCUACUGGAGGGUGCCCCAGGAGCUGAUUGUUUGGACUCUUGAACAUCCUUUGAAAGGCAGUUUGCGUCAUAUGGCUCCAGUUUAUAAGAGACAAUUAAUCAACUUUACUGAAGAGGAAGACUAUUUACUGUGUAAAGUGAGUCCCAAGCCAAUUAGAUUCACAGGUCCCUCAACAGCCACCUGUGUCAAAAUUAAGAAUUCAGCUUCAUUAAAGGUAGCUGCUUGCGGUCCUUCAUGUUCUGCAGUGACUCUUACAGUGAAAGUUUGAUGCUGCAGUACUUCAGUAGCUUCUGAACUGGUAUUCACAACACACACAUCAGUGCCUAGCAAUUCCCAGGUCCUGGGAAGGCAGAGUGCAGACAGUGGGACACCGUGUCAAAUGACAUUCAAGAUCACAGUAUCUAGGAGGCCCAUAAGCAACCAUGUAGUAAAGCUGAAGCGAACUCCACCUUUUCUGGAGUAUCAGCUGUGUUAG